Arachis duranensis is the source of this 1481-nucleotide messenger RNA. RefSeq names its product GATA transcription factor 5. Bases 263 to 1243 code for a protein of 326 amino acids. The record is from RefSeq and is a predicted model, not a curated record. Gene Ontology annotation, biological process: positive regulation of DNA-templated transcription. Gene Ontology annotation, cellular component: nucleus. The transcript is spliced from 3 exons. Gene Ontology annotation, molecular function: zinc ion binding; sequence-specific DNA binding. Lineage: Eukaryota; Viridiplantae; Streptophyta; Magnoliopsida; Fabales; Fabaceae.
ACGCACUUGGUGCAUGAGCAUGAGUGCAUAGGCCAUAGUAGAAAAAGAAGAAUUAAAAAGGAAAAGAAAAUUGUAGUGACAUAUUUAAAUUGUGAAAUUGGUAGAAGAAAGAGUGAAGAUAAAGAUAAACCAAUACCUCAGCGCCUGUUUCGCCCACGAACAAGCCAUUCAUUCAAUUCAGUGCUUCCAAACUAAACGAAACUCUUGUGCGGUUUCCCCUCUUUGUCUUCCACCGCUUUUUUAUUUUUAUUUAUCAGUAAUAAUGGAAGUUGUGGUGGCCAAAGCGUUGAAACCAAGCUUGAGGGGAGAGCUUAUUUUCCAGCCACCACUUGCACUCGGCGACGAGUUUUUGUGCUUCAACGCCGUCAACAACGGCGCCGCCGUUGGCGAAGAUUUCUCCGUCGACGACCUCCUUGACUUCUCCGAAUUCCAACAUGGUUCUGUAGGAAAAGGAAUCGAUGUUUCCGAAGAAGAAGAAGACGAAGAAGACGAAGAAAAAGACAGCACCUCGGGAAGUUCCUCACAGGACCGUACAGAAAACGACACCAACUCCAAUUCCUCCAACGCCGCCGUAGACUCCGACUCCAUUUUCGCCGGCGAAUUGUCCGUUCCGGACGAUGAUUUGGCGGACCUGGAAUGGGUUUCUCACUUUGUGGAUGAUUCAAUACCGGAGCUCUCUCUCUUGUACCCUGUACGUUCUGAACAAACAAGGGCCCGGGCUCAACCUGAACCUAAAACGGGCUCAGCUGUAACUUCUCUUCCCCAUGGAGUCCCUGUUAAGCCCAGGACCACGAGGACAAGGAAGCCCAACGGCCGCUUAUUAUGGUCCUUUGGCAACCUGUUCUCGCCUCCCUCUUCGCCGUCCUCGUGCUCCUCCUCUGUGCUUUCCUCGACGGCGGCGCCUCUCGUUUUGCAUGGGGAGCCGCCGGCGAAGAAGCAGAAGAGAAAGCCCGAGGAGCAAACCUGUGGGCUCCAGUUUCAGCGACGGUGCAGUCAUUGCCAAGUUCAGAAAACGCCGCAGUGGAGAACAGGCCCUAUGGGCCCCAAAACACUCUGCAACGCCUGCGGAGUCCGGUACAAGUCGGGCCGGCUUUUCCCGGAGUACAGGCCCGCAUGCAGCCCGACGUUCUCAGGUGAUAUUCACUCAAAUAGCCACCGUAAGGUGUUAGAGAUGAGGCGUAGGAAGGAGAUGUCUGGGCCGGAGCCCAGUCCAGACCGGGCCUUCAUGCUUCCGAGCUGCUGAAUUUUCAGAGUAGGAAAAAAGGCAUAGACUAGAAGAAAGAAGAAUAGGUAUACGUCAAUGAACCGGUGUGUGAACCCGGUUCGGGUUUUUGUAACAUAUAGUGGAUUUUAAUUUUAGUGCUAGUCAGCUGUCUAGGCAGGUAACGGACAUUAGGAAGGCAUUGAUUGUUUUGUAUCCCAUUUCCUUAGCGCCAGUUGAUUAAUUGUUUUUAAUUAAUCUAAUUAAAUCAUUAGUACAA